Messenger RNA from Ornithorhynchus anatinus (platypus), 861 nucleotides. RefSeq names its product homeobox C12 (gene HOXC12). The transcript has 2 exons. Gene Ontology annotation, biological process: regulation of DNA-templated transcription. Bases 1 to 861 code for a protein of 286 amino acids. NCBI's taxonomy places the organism in Eukaryota, Metazoa, Chordata, Mammalia, Monotremata, Ornithorhynchidae. The record is from RefSeq and is a predicted model, not a curated record. Gene Ontology annotation, molecular function: sequence-specific double-stranded DNA binding; DNA-binding transcription factor activity, RNA polymerase II-specific.
AUGGGCGAACACAAUCUCCUGAACCCUGGGUUCGUGGGGCCGCUGGUCAAUAUCCACACGGGCGACACCUUCUAUUUCCCCAACUUCCGCGCCUCGGGGGCACAGUUGCCCGGGCUUCCUUCGCUGCCCUACCCGCGGCGGGACAAUGUGUGUUCGCUGCCCUGGGCGUCAGGGGAGCCCUGCAAUGCCUACCCGCAGCCCUACCUCGGCGGCCCCGUGUCGCUCAGCCCUCCUUUCGGCCGGACGUGCGAGCUGGCCCGAGUCGACGACACCAAGUGCUACUAUCGCGACGCGUGCUCCGAGCCGGGGGCCGGGCUCAAGCGGGAGGAGCGGGGCCGGGACACGGGGCUGAUGACCCUGGAGCCGUCGGGGGCCGCGGCCCCGGCCAUGGCCUUCGCCGGCGGCAAGUACGAUUACAGCGCGGCGGCGGCGGCGGCGGUGGGGCCGGGGGUCGACGGUUCCGCCCCGCACGACCCCGCGUCCUGUCAGUCCCUCGAGUCCGACUCCGGCUCGUCUCUACUCAACGAAGGCGGCAAAGGAGGCGGCGGCGGAGGAGGAGGAGGCGGCGACGCGGGGGCCCUCGGGUCCCCCAUCAACCAGGGCCACGGUCUCUCGGCCAGCGGCACUCCCUGGUACCCGCUUCACACGAGGUCGAGGAAGAAGCGCAAACCUUACUCGAAGCUGCAGCUGGCCGAGCUGGAAGGCGAAUUUCUGGUGAACGAGUUUAUAACGCGUCAGAGGAGACGGGAGCUCUCGGACCGAUUGAACCUUAGUGAUCAGCAAGUGAAGAUCUGGUUUCAGAACCGCAGGAUGAAAAAGAAAAGACUUCUCCUCCGAGAGCAAGCCCUCUCCUUCUUCUAG